ACACGCUGCCAUGCAGCUACUCGUGCUUCUCCUGAUCUGUGCGUUCACACGGACCUCCUCGCAGCAAAUGGAAAUGGUGCAUGGAAUACCCACCAGAUGUAGCUGCAUUCAACUCUAUAGCAGUAUCCCCCUGAGGCGCAUACGGGACUUCACCGUGACGCUGCCCACCUCACACUGCAAGUUUACAGAGGUCAUCGUCUUCCUCAAGAAUUCCAGUGCUCUGUGUCUGAAACCCGCAGAGAAGCAAGGAAAGAAACUUAUUCGCUGCUGGAAGAGAAACCCGAACAACACCGACAAGAGGAAGCGCUGCGUGAAGAGGAGGUCGACGAGGCGCAAGGACCCCCGCCCGGCGAAAAAACGGGGGAAAAGGGCCACAUCCUGCAUCAUGCCGAUAUCCUUACGCACGGCCCGGUGAACAACGCUCACGCGGGGGACCGAAGCCGUCUCGGUGGCAUGAGGACACGAUGUGGGGGCGACGGUCAUUUAAUGUGCAGAUCAUACAAACUGAUUAUAUGUUGUAGUAGGUAAAUGGAGCAGCCUCCCAGCAGAAGCUUUAUCGAUUCAGGGGAUUUAAACACGCAUGGGAUAGACAUACGGCUCCUGAAUCUAAGACGAGACCGCCGACCGACUAAGGGCUUUACGGCAGGCUAAGUGGGCCGAAUGGGGCCGAUCUUCUGUGAUGCCUCCUAGCAUUUAAUUGGUAUAGAAAAUAGAAGGCCCUAAAAUGGCCAAAAUGUUAUUUUUUAUUAGAAAUGU
This is a messenger RNA of Spea bombifrons (plains spadefoot toad), 756 nucleotides long. RefSeq names its product growth-regulated protein homolog gamma-like. Lineage: Eukaryota; Metazoa; Chordata; Amphibia; Anura; Pelobatidae. Gene Ontology annotation, molecular function: chemokine activity; CXCR chemokine receptor binding. Bases 11 to 415 code for a protein of 134 amino acids. The record is from RefSeq and is a predicted model, not a curated record. The transcript has 4 exons. Gene Ontology annotation, biological process: cellular response to lipopolysaccharide; chemokine-mediated signaling pathway; antimicrobial humoral immune response mediated by antimicrobial peptide. Gene Ontology annotation, cellular component: extracellular region.